Messenger RNA from Coregonus clupeaformis (lake whitefish), 2534 nucleotides. Its product is annotated as matrix metalloproteinase-25-like. Gene Ontology annotation, biological process: collagen catabolic process; proteolysis; extracellular matrix organization. The record is from RefSeq and is a predicted model, not a curated record. Gene Ontology annotation, molecular function: zinc ion binding; metalloendopeptidase activity. The transcript has 10 exons. The coding region runs from base 540 to 2288 and encodes 582 amino acids. Gene Ontology annotation, cellular component: extracellular matrix. NCBI's taxonomy places the organism in Eukaryota, Metazoa, Chordata, Actinopteri, Salmoniformes, Salmonidae.
GAGCAAUAUAGAGGACAAACUGUUUGCGUGUCCACCUUCUAAACAAGUGCUCUGCAGAGUCAGAGGAAACAAAAAGUGUGUGUGUGUUUACCAGAAUGGAGUGGACGAGAAUGAGAACCCAGAAGAAAAAUGGUGGGGUGGGGCUGCUGACUAUUAGUGCAUCCUAUUGAUCUAUACAGUAUGUCCAUCCAUGCGCAGGCCCAGCCUAGUCUCAGGGGACUUAACAAGAGGAAAACACAGACAGAGACUGAGCUCUGCUAAAGAAGCAUCUUCAACUAUUCUGAUGAACUGUUCUCCAUCUUGUGCUUUCUCUGCCUACUCAGGAAAAAGGUUGUUUAUAGCUAUUUAUCUAUUUGUUUCAUCAGAGUUUUCCAGAGAGCUGCAAAGGUUUCAGGUUGAGUAGCCCACGAGAAGCCAGCGGUUAUGAGACAAGCAUUUGACUGCUUAAGUGGUUACACAUUCUGUGGAAUGAAACGGACAUCGUGUGUUGCCCAUCUUUACAAGAGGUCGUGGUGAGCAAACGCAUUUUCAGGUUAGUUAUGUGUUAUAAUCGUCUGCUGUUGGUGAGCGGAGCAGGGCUUCUUCUAACAAUCUCCAUCGGGCUGUGUGCCCCAACGGCUGACCAGUACUCUCGUGGAGUGGACUGGCUGAGUCGGUAUGGGUACCUGCCCCCUCCGGACCCUCGCACGGAGAGGCUCCAGACCAGGGAGGGCAUCCAGGAAGCUCUCCGCCAGAUGCAGAGGUUCGCUGGGCUAGAGGAGACAGGAACACUGGACCAUGCUACUCUUUCUCUGAUGAAGACCCCUCGCUGUUCCCUGCCUGACAUUGUUGGAACAGAAGACCUGAGGAAGAGAAGGAGGAAGAGGAAAAAGAGAUAUGCUUUGACCGGGCUGAGCUGGAAAAAUAAUGAUAUCACCUGGAGUGUGCACAGCUACCCCUCCCCCUCCCUGUCCCCCUCCCUUCGCCCCGAACUGGUGGACCUCAUCCUCACCUACGCCCUCCGUGUGUGGAGCAACCCCACCCCCCUCAACUUCCACCUUCUUCGCCCCUCCCGGGACCACCCCGACCAAGAGGGGGACUUCAGGGUGUCCUUCCUCAGCUCCUACCACGAGGACGGGUACCCCUUCGAUGGCAGAGGGGGCACCCUGGCUCACGCCUUCUUCCCUGGGACGGCGGACAUGGCGGGGGACACCCACUUUGACAAUGGGGAGAGCUGGAGUUACGGGUAUGGAGAUGACAUUGGCACCACUGAUCUCUUCACGGUGGCGGUGCAUGAGUUUGGCCACGCCCUGGGCCUCUCACAUUCCUCUUCCAAUCCCUCCAUCAUGAGGCCAUACUACCAGGGGACUGUGGGGGACAUCCAGAGCUAUACACUACCUACCGAUGACAGGCUGGGAAUACAGGCUAUUUAUGGAAAGAGAAGAAAGUCUGCAACGCAUCCCACUCCGGCCCCCACCACUCCCAAGCUACCUUUACUGCCCAGUCCUCCAUCCCCAAGACUAACACCACACCCAGACCCUGCUCUGCCAGAUCGCUGUGAGGGGAAAUAUGAUGCCAUUGCCAACAUCAGAGGAGAAGUCUUCUUCUUCAAGGGUGCUUUCUUCUGGCGUGCUCGGCAGUGGGGUUCUCUGGUGUCUUUCAUCCCAGCACUGAUCCACAACUUCUGGGUUGGGCUCCCCCUAUGGCUGGACCGGAUCGACACAGUCUAUGAGAGGAGCGACGGACACAUCGUCUUCUUCAUCGGAGCCCAGUACUGGGUGUUCAAAGACAGGGCCUCUCUGCCUGGGUACCCACGCUCCCUGGAGGAAUGGGGCGUGCGUACCAUGGACGGUCGGGCACUGGAGAGGGUGGAGGCGGUGUUCGUGUGGGCACACAACGGGAAAACAUACGUGUUCAGCGGAGGGGAGUUCUGGAGAUUUGACGAAGGGGGGCGGGUCAGGAAACUGGAGGGGGGGUACCCCAAAAGGGCCUCCCUCUGGACAGGGGUGCCCUCUGACCCCGAUGACAUCAUCAGCUGGGGAGACGGAGAUGCUUAUUUUUUCAAGGACACCUCCUACUGGGUGCUAAAGAGAGGGGGAUUGGACCAGGGAAGUAUCACUCCAAAAUCCACAUCAGUGGAUUGGAUGAAAUGUAAGGUUGCUGGACCAACUCCCACCCACUUACCCAAGAUACCUCACCCUACAGGCAGAGACUGUGCCCAGAGUAGAACUGUGACAAUAGAAGCAUCUUAUUGGCUAAUCAUACUGUCUGUUUUCGUUUUGUUGUUAUUUUCUGUUUCUGUAUGUUAGUGUUUUCUUUUUCAAUGUUUUUUUCUCUGUCAACAAUAAUGAUUACAAUGAUUUGGUGAAAAUGAAAUUAAAUAGGUAAAAUGACACACAGCAAGCAAGGUUCAUGAGUUGUGAUGAUUUCAGUGCUCUGAGGAAUUAUAAGACAUUAACAGUGUAGUUAUGUAUGUCCGUUUGGUCAUUAUGUCUUGUGUUGUAUGUUAUCUGUACGCCAAGUAUGCCUGUCCUUUGUUGCAAAGACAAUUUCCA